Molecule: messenger RNA, 603 nt
Organism: Colletotrichum spaethianum
Lineage: Eukaryota; Fungi; Ascomycota; Sordariomycetes; Glomerellales; Glomerellaceae
Product: putative permease
Exons: 1
Coding region: 1-603 (200 amino acids)
Molecular function (GO): peptidyl-tRNA hydrolase activity
Source: RefSeq, a predicted model, not a curated record
AUGGCCGCCCCUCGCUUCCUGCUCAUCAGCCUGGGAAACCCUGAACCAUACUACAACACACUUCACUCUGCUGGCCACCACGCCCUUAACCAUCUCCAGAAACUCUUGGGACCUUCUCAGCCAGCUUUCCACAGGGGUCGCUUCGGCGGCAGCUCAUGUUUGGCGUCGAUCGGCCCCAAGUACGCCAUGAUCCAGAGUCCCGCCAUCAUGAACGUCUCCGGCAAAUGGGUCGCCAAGGCGUGGAAGGAGACGCUCGGUACGCGUGAUCCGGCAGAUCUGAGUCUCAUUCUCGUCCAUGACGACUUGGAGGAGGAGCUGGGCUUCGUCAAGACGAGAAAGUGGAAGAGCAGUCACAGAGGUCACAACGGAGUAAAGAGCGUCAACGCAUGUCUUCGCCAGGCAGACUACCCGGGAUCCGAGUGGGCGAGGAUAUGCAUUGGUAUUGGGCGGCCGGAAGAGCGCGAGAAGGCUACUGUAUCUAACUAUGUGCUCAAGCCCAUGUCAAGGCAUCAGUGGUCUGCCCUUGAGGCCAACGCAGGAUCAGGAGCCCUCGAAUGCCUUCUCGCGUGGGAGGAGAAGUUGGCGGCUGCAGCUGGGAAAUGA